Messenger RNA from Microbotryum saponariae, 1683 nucleotides. Lineage: Eukaryota; Fungi; Basidiomycota; Microbotryomycetes; Microbotryales; Microbotryaceae. The record is from the annotation of a GenBank genome assembly.
AUGAUGCAAUACCUUGGAAACUCGCUCAGGGCCCAAGCUGUAAGUGGUCGCGGAUUCGCCGUCUUUCCCGCCUCUCGUACUGGAGAGUCGAAUCAGAUUAGCAAGGCGUCAUCGAUAGCAAACGCCCGACUCGGGGCCGUCGCAUCAUCACCGGGACACCGGGACCAUCCGGCGGCGAAGCCCCAGCUGUGAAUGUUCGUCAACGUAUUGAUCUUGCGUCGUCACUCGUUCACAGCGUUCGUCGAUGCGUUCGUACGCAACCUCGGCCGGUCCUUCGGCUUCAUCGCGGGACCUCGCUCCUAUCCUCCUCGGCCUCGGCGUCGUCAGUGCCGGUGCCUACUACUACAGCACCCUUGACGGAAGUCAAAAGGUCCAACAAGUCAAGCAAGCCGUUGUGGCCGGUCCCCCCGCCUUGACCAACAGCGAUUUCAAGUGGGUUUUCCUCGAAACCUCCUUAAAAAAGUCCGAAGCCGACCCCUCACCCACUUUGACUCGCAGGCCCCUCAAAUUGGUCAAGGUCACCCCUUACAACCACAACACAUCCACGUUCACGUUCGAGCUCCCCGAGGGCACCUCGUCCGGACUGACCGUCGCUUCGGCUCUCGUCGUCAAGGCGGCAAAAGAGGGCGAAGGCUUGGCCCAGAACGGCAAGCCCGCCGUUCGACCUUACACCCCUAUCACCGAGCCUUCUACCCAAGGAAAGCUUGUAAGUGCUCAUCUUGCACUAGUUCUUACACCUUGGUAGCCAGAUGAUGCACCGCCCAAGUGCGGUUCGGGUCAAGAACUCACCCGAGGGGCACACCUUCAUAGGAUUUGUUGGUCAAGCACUACAAGGGUGGAGCCAUGACGGAGCACAUCUUUAGUCUCAAGGAGGGUGACGACCUCCUGUUCAAGGGACCCAUCCCCAAGUUCCCCUACAAGGCCAACCAGUUCGAGGUGAGUUGAUCGGCCACAGCGUUCUCAAGCCGCUCCGACGAGCUAAUUUGUGUAUGUCGGCCGUUUCCCUCACAGUCGAUUACUUUGAUUGCUGGUGGGAGUGGGUUGACGCCUAUGUGGCAAAGUAAGCAGACAGAUAGAUCAGCCAGCAUCUCCGGUCGCAUCGCUGCUCAUCGCAAGGGUUCGCUUUCGUGAUUUCACAGUCCUCCAACAAAUCGCCAACGACCCCAACGAUAAAACAAAAGCUACUUUGAUCUACUCGAACGUCACCGAAGCCGAUAUUCUCUUGCGCAAGGAACUCGGUAGGUCAAAAAUCUCGCCAGCCUCAUUCGGCUCCUCGGCCUUCAAGCCACUGACGCGCUCAUCGUCGAUAAUUUUUCUACAGAGGCCUUCGCCGCCAAGCGACCCGGUCAAAUCAACGUCAAGUUCGUGCUCGAUCAACCUCCCGCUGGGUGGACUGGUGCCAAGGGCUACGUUGACCAGAAGCUGUUGGCGCAAAGUCUGCCUGGCCCAGCGUUCGGUGACAAGAUCAAGGUCCGUGCGACGCAUCGCCCUAUUUCGCUUUCUCCUCACUCUGGCUGAUCAAUCAUCCUUUCAUAAAAAUUUCAUCGUCGAUAGAUCUUCGUCUGCGGUCCCCCUGGCCAAGUCGCCGCCCUAGCCGGUCCCAAGGACAAGAUGGAGCAAGGCCCCCUGAAAGGCAUUUUGGCCGACCUGGGUUACACCGAAUCGCAGACGUACAAAUUCUAG